This is a messenger RNA of Patiria miniata (bat star), 3099 nucleotides long. RefSeq names its product suppressor of tumorigenicity 14 protein homolog. Lineage: Eukaryota; Metazoa; Echinodermata; Asteroidea; Valvatida; Asterinidae. The coding region runs from base 106 to 1710 and encodes 534 amino acids. Gene Ontology annotation, cellular component: plasma membrane. The transcript is spliced from 9 exons. Gene Ontology annotation, molecular function: protein binding. The record is from RefSeq and is a predicted model, not a curated record.
UAAAGGUUUGGGUUAUAUGCAUGUAGUUCAGUUGACAGCAUUCGAUAGGAGUGGUGACAAUCAUAUACGGCAAUCGUGUGGACUGUUUCAAUCAAGGAGAAAGUCAUGACGGGUAUCAGAAUCUUUUGCAGUCUUGUCUUGCUGAUGACGACUGGAUUGUCAGAGUGUUCUAAAGUUACGUAUUUCAUGUACGACAAAGGCGCCUGCGUAUAUAGCCAGGACGAUCCCAUUGACCUGACUGACAUCGUGUCUUACGGCUCCUCCGUGGUUGUCAAGUCCCAGUCUGACGAAGAUUACGACCGGGGCGUCAACUGCUCACUGGUACUCACCUAUCGCAACCCGGCGCUUUUCCAUGUCGGAGGGGGCGGGAACUUCGUCCGGUUGAAUAAUAAUGAUUGUCUGACGCUAUACGACGGCGCGACUAGCGAGGCUAGUCUAAACCUUCACCGAUGUGGCUAUUUCUACGGUAAAGCUAGCUUCCUGACGACUGGGCCGGCAAUUCUGAUACGUUUUACAACCGUCAUUUCUGGUGACUUGCGUUAUCGAGGAUUCACGUUUGACAUUACGCCGAUUGAGGUGGAAGCUAACUUCUUCAUGUCUGACAACUGUACAUUAGACACAGUGGUUCGUCCGGAUACGGCCAUCUGGCUUCACACCAACCGGGACGACCUCAACGGCAAACCGAUGGACUGCACCGUGACCCUUCGCACCGACCCGGACUAUAUGUUCUACGCCCGAGUUCAAUCGACAGCCUUUGUGACCGGUUCGGACUGCCUAACUUUCUAUAACUCCAGCUGGGCUGAUGGCAGUUCAUACAACGACGGCGUAUGCGGUAAAAACGACCGCAAUGAGUAUUUCCAGUUUCAAAAUAUGGGACGUCUCCUUACGAUAAGGUUUGAGACGGAUGGACGGAUCAAAGGACUAGGAGCAGCGAUGGUCAUUGAUGCUACAUCAGAGGUUGUCUGUGAUUACCUGUAUUACUACAAGUGCAACGACGGUAAGGCGUGCUAUCGGAAAUCCCAGCAAUGUGACGGCAUCGUCGAUUGUCGUGAUGGCAGCGACGAGAAAAACUGCACUUUGGUUUGUCAUUCUGGCGUCAAAUGUGUCUUGAACGACGGCACCACAGACUCAUGCGUUCCUGUGCUGUCCAUGUGUGACGGGGUGACUGAUUGCAUAAAUGGAGAAGAUGAGACCGAUGCGCGUUGCGACUGCGAUGGCCUUCAUUGCCUGAAUACAUGGGGACAAUAUCAGUGCACGGAACAGUAUAAUGUUUGCAACGGCUGGCAAAACUGCAAAUUUGAUGAAGACGAAGACACUGCAUUGUGCAGCAAAGAUUGUCCCUCUAAGUUUUAUUGCUACAAUUUCACGGGCGACUUUGAGUGUUUGCCGUCUUCUGCCAUUUGCAAUUCUAAGCGUGAUUGCAUGAAUACUGCGGACGAAACCUCCUGGUUAUGCACUAAUUGCCCCUCUGAUGUUCAGUGUGAUACGGGCUUUGGUUUUCAAUGCGUUUACGAGACCGCCCUCUGCGAUGGGUUCUCUGAAUGCCUUAACAAGGAGGACGAGAACAGCGUACUAUGCGCACCUCCGCUCCUCUCGUACUGGUCUUCGGGUCAGCUAGCUGGUAUCUUCAGUGGAUACGCCGUCUUCGCUGUCAUCAUUAUUGGCAUCACGUGUCUCAUCCCAAAGAAAUGCAAACCUGAGGAAGAGUAAGAUCAUGCAUUAAUGGGCAAAAAAAGAAAGUGCUUGAAAAGAAUCGCAACGCGGUGCGAACUGAAUACUGAAAUACUGCUGCCCUCUACUAUUUUGUAAAGUUCCCAUUUCUGAAAUACAGUUGUCAAGAGAAAUGUGUAUUGCAAAUCUACAGCUUUUUUCAAUGAAACUGUAGCAGUCAAUCCAUAAAUAUAAAUUUAAAAAAACGUAUCUAUAGAGUUUAAAGGUAUAGUAAAUACUCUACAUAUUGGUCUUUAUCUUAUCUCAUUCCAGGUUGAACCACUUUUCAAAUUAUCUUGUAUUUAAUAAAAGGCAUUCACAUACCAAGAAGGUGUGUGAAUGCUUUUCUUAAGAUACCUGAUCUGAAAAAUGAACAAAACAGAUUUUGAUUACAAUAUUUGGCGUAACUUUUAAAACAGGUCCAAAUCACACAGAACAAAAAUCCUGUCAAGGGUUGUGAAACACUUUAUCAUCUCAUGUUAAUUUCUUUUGCAAAACCGAUUUAGCAUACUCAGACAAAAAUGUUGUUUGACUUGCUACAUUAAAAAAAAAAAGCUGUAUAAAGGAUAUAAAACUAGCUACUUCACUUAUUAACUAAAAAACUUUCGAUACUAAAUGCAAAUGCAAUGUGUGGAUUUUUAUGCAGUUAAGUUUUUGAUGAUCUUUUGGUUUGUUCAUUCUGAACAUACUUACUUAGAAUUUGUAAGCAGGUUCUCAAUUAAUUUUUUUCUAAGGAAUUUUUUCUUUCUAUGAUACGAUUCUUCAAAAAAGCCACAUUGAAAAAUGCAGCUGGAUGAAUACCGAAAGCUCUGAUAGAACUUAUUUCCGUAAGUGCUGAUGACAAAGAAUCAACUCAGAAUCAUAAAUAAUUCCCAGCAAAGGAAUCUUCAUGCUAUUAUUAAAAAAAAGUUAUUUACUGUGGAAACAUUUCAAGGGGCAGUCUUUAUAAUGCACAAGCAGCCAUGAUUUGUCGGUAAUAUAUGAUAUGACAAUAGAGAACACUUCAUAGAGGUAACCAGUCGAGCGUUGUAACGACCGGUUCAAUCUAUUCGACAUGUUUACCGCUAUUAAAAUUGUACACAUUUUCAUUAAUAUGUUCUUUGCUUACGCCUAAAUUAAUGAAAACAUUGUUGAAAUUGUAAGGGGGAUGUGGAAAUUGCGCCUCUGUUCUCUGUAUAACAACAUGGCUUCUAAUUGUGAACUAUGGAACUAGAAUAUAGUUGCCUCUGAAGAUCUUAAGAUUGGUACGUCAGGCCACAUUAAGUUUGUGCAUGGUUUGUGUGCGUGAUAAACUUUACAAUAUUAUUCAAUUAAGCCAAUUUAGGUCUAUAAAGUGUCAUUAGUUUAUAGUCUAACAAGAAACCUUUCUUGUAAAAUAUUGCGUAUAAU